This is a messenger RNA of Macrobrachium nipponense, 636 nucleotides long. RefSeq names its product ubiquitin-ribosomal protein eL40 fusion protein (gene RpL40). The transcript is spliced from 6 exons. The record is from RefSeq and is a predicted model, not a curated record. Lineage: Eukaryota; Metazoa; Arthropoda; Malacostraca; Decapoda; Palaemonidae. Gene Ontology annotation, molecular function: ubiquitin protein ligase binding; RNA binding; structural constituent of ribosome. Gene Ontology annotation, biological process: translation; protein ubiquitination; modification-dependent protein catabolic process. Bases 16 to 564 code for a protein of 182 amino acids. Gene Ontology annotation, cellular component: nucleus; ribosome; cytoplasm.
CGGUUGAUACUGAGGAUGAUUGUUAACGCACAGUUGAUGGAAUGUGAUAUGAAAUAUUUUGUCUGGGAUGGGAAUGAAGGUUAUUUUAAGCAUAAUAGGCUAUUUAGAUGCGUUAGUCUAUGUCGAUACGUAUACCGCGAUAAUUUGGUGGAUUGCCGAUACUCAUAUUGUCAGAUGCAGAUAUUUGUGAAAACACUCACGGGCAAGACAAUCACCCUUGAGGUGGAACCCUCGGAUACUAUCGAAAAUGUGAAAGCAAAGAUACAGGAUAAGGAAGGAAUCCCUCCAGACCAGCAAAGGUUGAUUUUUGCUGGAAAGCAGUUGGAAGAUGGCCGGACGCUGUCUGAUUACAACAUUCAGAAAGAAUCUACAUUGCACCUUGUGCUUCGUCUCCGUGGUGGAGUCAUUGAACCUUCCCUUAAACUCUUGGCAGAGAAGUACAAUUGCAAUAAGAUGAUUUGUCGCAAGUGCUAUGCUCGUCUUCACCCAAGGGCUACUAAUUGCCGUAAGAAGAAAUGUGGUCAUACUUCUAACAUCCGCCCAAAGAAGAAGAUUAAGGGUUAAGGUUAUUUGCUGCAGAAAUGUGCGUUGUUUAGACACAGCAGAAGUUUUGAAAAUAUAAGACAAAAGAAAAAC